Molecule: messenger RNA, 772 nt
Organism: Dreissena polymorpha
Lineage: Eukaryota; Metazoa; Mollusca; Bivalvia; Myida; Dreissenidae
Exons: 4
Coding region: 70-492 (140 amino acids)
Source: RefSeq, a predicted model, not a curated record
AAUUGCUUACUUAUCAAUUAAACCAUUUCCAUAUUAACUCACGGUUUUUAUUCUUUCAGAUGCCUGACAAUGUCUGCAUCAGUUAGACUGAUACCUGGAAGAUUGCUGUCAUCCUUUGAAAGAAUACCAUUUUGCAUUUCAAAUAUUGGUCGACCAGGACCUUUGAACAGAAGCCGAACUGUUAUCAUCCACAGACCAGCAUGUAGCCAUGUUCAGAAGUCUGCCCGCCUGUACUCCACCUCUGGGGGAUCGGGUGAUGAUGGCAACAAGACUGGGAAAGGCGAUAAAGAUGAUAAAAUAAGCAAACUUACUGAAGAUGUUACAAGCAAGGAUUCAUUGGUUGAAGACAUUACCCUGCUGGGAAUAGAUGGUAAAAUUGAUAGACUAGGUGUUGAAGGGAGGAGUGAUGCAGUGAAGGUGACAGACAAAGAGAAGGACACAUUUCGGAUGGUCAGCUGCCUUAAGUGCGGAUCUCCCAUUACACACUGGUGAACAGUCUCACUGAGAACAAUCAAGCCCGAUUUAUUAAGUGCACAAACUGCAACCAGCUUAAAUUCAUCCCAGAACAUUCAGACAAACUUAACCAGCAACCCCCUGCACUGAAGGAAAAGGAACUUCCCACUCCAAGACAGAUAAAAAAAUAUCUAGAUCUUCAUGUUGUUGGUCAGGAGCAUGCAAAAGAACAUUUGUCAGUUGCGGUUUAUAACCAUUAUAAAACUGUGCGGCAUAAUCUGAGAAAUAAGAAGCAAGCAGAGGCACUGAAGAAGUAUAC